AUGCCAAACAAGAAAACCUGCCCACCAUGUCCGGGAACAUCCAAGAUAGAUCUAUCAGAUUUGGGGGUAACACCUUCUGAUCUGGCAGAGACUUCUGAUGUCUUAACUGGUCAAUCCCCAAUAGCAGCUAUUCCAUCUACAUCUUCAGGGUGUGAUUUCUCCAAGCAGAGAGAACAUGAACUAUUAGCUCUCCUCAAAAAUUAUUGGUCCCAAAUUGAGGACCCGUUGGACCAAAAGAUUAUUGAUGUCCUAGAGGAUCUAUGUGAUGUAGUGCAUGACACUCGACGAAGUCUUUUAUCGAAGUAUCGAAACUUGAUACAAAUAACAGGGGAUGAUCUAUCAAUAAUCAUGGACGGGAUCCUGGUAGAUAUGACAGAUAGUUACCGAACCCUACAUGCCUCAGUUAAAAUGGCAGUUAUUUCUUACUCGGCUGCAAUAGCUCGAAAUGCUCGAGCAGCCUUGUCUGAUAUUGCAACUACUGCCACGGACUUAGUAACGGUGGCAGCCAAUUCAAUGGCUCAGUAUGAUGCAUUCAAGCAAUCACUGGACCAUAUAUCACGAUCAUGGAAUAACACAGCGAGUAGCAUGACCAAUUACAUGAGUGAAGUUGAUAAAAAGCUGCUUGUAUUGAAUCAUCUUACUUCGUCCCUGAAGUCCACCAGAGGACCUCCUUCCACUGAUUCUGGAUAUUCUCCAGAUCCUAUAGUCGGCGCAAGUCUUAUUCUUGUUUCAGGAUCCCCAUACAGAUCAACCAUGGGCACAUUGAACUUUUCAGAUGAUCAAAGUAUUGGUUUUGUUGGAUCCAGUAAUGAGGGACAACUACUUGGGGAGCUUAUAAAGGCACUCAACAAACCAAAACCAAUUGAGAAAGUACUAAAUAAGGACUUGAAUUUACUGAUUAUUUAUCUGAAGAAGAAUCCAGAUUUUAUUCCAAAUUACACCAAUGCUACCAAAGAACUCAGAGCAAAUUACAGAAAAAAGAAAAUAAUAAGUCCAACGAAAGUUCAAAAAAUACAAUAG
Molecule: messenger RNA, 1020 nt
Organism: Arctia plantaginis
Lineage: Eukaryota; Metazoa; Arthropoda; Insecta; Lepidoptera; Erebidae
Source: the annotation of a GenBank genome assembly